UGCAGUAUCGCGCCAUUUAGGGUUAGGGUUUGUGGCCUUCGGUUUUAGAGAAAUCAGUAAACACAGAGGCGCACCUCAGACCACUCGACGCCACCAUGGGUCGUAUGCACAGCAGCGGUAAGGGUAUUUCUGCUUCAGCAUUGCCUUACAAAAGGACUGCUCCCAGCUGGCUCAAAAUCUCUUCUCAAGAUGUUGAGGACAGCAUCUGCAAGUUUGCAAAGAAAGGAAUGACCCCGUCACAGAUUGGUGUUAUUCUACGUGAUUCUCACGGUAUUGCUCAAGUAAAGAGUGUCACUGGUAGCAAGAUCUUGCGCGUACUCAAGGCUCACGGGCUUGCGCCUGAGAUUCCAGAGGAUUUAUAUCAUUUGAUCAAGAAAGCUGUUGCCAUUAGGAAGCACUUAGAGAGGAACAGGAAGGACAAAGACUCCAAAUUCAGGUUGAUUCUUGUGGAGAGCAGGAUUCACCGUCUGGCCCGAUACUACAAGAAGACCAAGAAGCUCCCGCCCGUCUGGAAAUAUGAGUCAACCACUGCCAGCACUCUCGUGGCUUAAGAUAGGUAAUUGUCUGGAUUAUUUUUUGACCGUCCUCAGGAUGUGGAUGCUGUGGUUCACUUUGUGGACAAGAUUUGUAUUCUCGUAUUUUCAUUGUUUGAUAUUGUUACUGGAGACCUGACUAUAGUUUCUGACAUCUCAAUUGCUUUUUCACGCUGUCUUAGAAUAUUAUGAUGAUUAUUAUUAUUUUAGCAAGGAUUUUCAGUUGACUUGAAAUAUCAUAUUGAAACUUCAAGUGGCUUUAUUGAUUUUAUACGAAUACGUAUUGUUAGUUUUA
Molecule: messenger RNA, 828 nt
Organism: Olea europaea var. sylvestris
Lineage: Eukaryota; Viridiplantae; Streptophyta; Magnoliopsida; Lamiales; Oleaceae
Product: 40S ribosomal protein S13-like
Exons: 5
Coding region: 96-551 (151 amino acids)
Biological process (GO): translation
Cellular component (GO): cytosolic small ribosomal subunit; ribosome; nucleolus
Molecular function (GO): small ribosomal subunit rRNA binding; structural constituent of ribosome
Source: RefSeq, a predicted model, not a curated record